Messenger RNA from Bradysia coprophila, 4060 nucleotides. RefSeq names its product mutagen-sensitive 101 (gene mus101). Gene Ontology annotation, biological process: DNA replication initiation; mitotic DNA replication checkpoint signaling; mitotic G2 DNA damage checkpoint signaling. The record is from RefSeq and is a predicted model, not a curated record. NCBI's taxonomy places the organism in Eukaryota, Metazoa, Arthropoda, Insecta, Diptera, Sciaridae.
UUCACUCCGAAAACAGGCAGAGAAUAAGUAAAGUUUCAACCGCCAAAUAUUGACACAAUUUAUUGAGAGAGGAUUAAGAGUUAUCAAAGAUAGCCAGUGUCCCUUUAUUUGAUUUCCUAAUGUUCAUUGAUUGGUGACAAAAAUAUUGCAAUUAUGUCGCAAAAAUUGACCGAUUUAAUGCAAUCAACUGCUGCUGAAGAGGAAAUCAAGUUUUAUUUCGUCACAAAAUCGGGAUCGAUCGACGAUGCAAGUGAAGAUCUAAAAUACAGUUUCAAGAUCAUAACAGAUUUUUCGUCAUCCACCGAAAACCUGCAAUGGCUGUCCGAAGCUGAGUGCCUGAGUUUCGAUGCUCUCACACUGACCAAAGAGAAUGUUUUCAUACUGGAAGAAUUCGAGGGGGAAUCAUUUGAUCAUUUGUCGUCCACCAAGGCAAUAGUGAUUGGACCGCGAGUGCUCAUUAAUUGUCAAUUAACAAAUGACGUCGUUCCAAACAUUUCCUCACCGAUAUACACAUUGGCAAUGAAAGAUUUCAUCGUCUGUUUAUCCGGGAUCAGUAUGGAAAAACGAGCUGAAAUUCACAAGCUGGUUGGCUAUAUGGGUGGUUUAUCGUCAGGGGGUCUGAUAGAGUCAACCACUCACUUGAUAACAAACACAGCAAUGUCUCCAAAGUAUGAGAAAGCCGCUGCGAGAAAUAUGAAAAUUAUGUCGGAGAAUUGGGUGUUCGAUGUGUGGAAUCUCAGUAAAAUUGAUGAUGAUUCCUACCGCACAGUCGAAUUUUAUCAGAAACAUAAAUUUCCAAUAUUCCACAAUCUUGUUAUCACAUCGACUGGAAUAACAGAGGCCGAUAAGAAUGAAAUAGCUAACUUGAUCAACAGUAACGGGGGCACGUAUUCGGGAUCAUUCAAGAGCAAAGUCACCGACAUACUUAUCACCCAACCGAAUCAGAAAGACAGUCAAAAAUUCAAAGCAGCUGUUAAGUGUCGAAAAGAAUGUUUGAUGGUCGAUUGGAUCAAGGAUAGUGUUUCGAAGGGAUACAUGUUGCCAUUUGUAAGUUACCGAAUUUACACAGGACACGCUUCGCGAGACGAUGUUCUAAAUUCAACUCAAGCAACGAACAGAACACUUCGCACCGACAUUUUCAAUCCGGAUGGAACGCAAUUGUCGGCAAUCAUGAGCGAUUUUUCGAUUGCGGAAACGACGUCGGCAUUAACUCCAAUGAAGAAAUCGCCACCUAAGCAGUCGAACUAUAAAACAGUUCUGAACGCUAUUGAUAUUGGUCUAGUUAAGAAUGCUAAGGGAUGUCUAGACGGUUGCACUAUUUGGUUAUGUGGCUUCGAUGCGUCUGACACCGAUAAACUGAAGAAAAUCAUCAACAUCGGUGGAGGUACUCGGAUCGAUGAACAUGGUCCGGAUGUUGAGUACGUCAUUGUGGGAAAACCGAACACGGCCGAGCUGACCUAUUUAAAGUCGUUGGAAGACCCCAAUAUAGUUACGAUGAACUGGCUGGCUGCGUGCAUCAAUGCCAAACGUUGUGCUGAUCCGAAAGAAUUUAUCUACAAAUUGCAAGCAUCCACCAACGAUUCCGUUCAAACCGUUCCGUCACCUGCGAGCAGAAAGAACAUCGAAGACAUGAAUCCAUUUCGUCGGCCUGGCUAUGUGCCCCGAAUGUUGAAUAUGAACGACGUUGAUGAAGAAAUCAAGAAGCGCAACGAGAAAACACUGUUGGAUCAAUACUCACAGCCGACGAUCGUAAAGGCAGUGAAUGUUCAGCGUGAGGAGACGAAUGUAUGCGGUGAAACGGCGGAAGAAUCUGACCAGAUCGAUCCGAAUCUGUUUCGCGGUGUGAUUUUCGCUUUGUUUGCAUUCAGUGAAGAGAGCACACAGGAAUUGUUAACUGAAAUUGAAGAAGCUGGUGGAACAACCAUUGACGUAAAUGAUUUCUCGAAAACGGUAAAUUAUCUGAUUGUUCCAAGCGACACGUAUGACAUUGGGGACUGUGGAUACAAGGCUAAAGAAAUAGUAACGGAGCUGUGGAUCCAAGAAUGUCUGGGCAGCAAUGCACUCGUCGAUAUCAAAUAUUAUCACCGGGCUAUUAUUGUCAGAGAGGACUGUAAGCCGCUGUCGGGUCUGACGAUAGUAUUUUCAACGUACACAACACCGGAACGGGAUUUUUUGUAUUCGCUCGCGCAAGCACUGGGGGGUGUCGUGAAUGAUCGUUACAUGCGAAACCAAAAACCAAUUUUGAUAUGUCCGACACCACUUGGAAACAAGUAUUUUGGGGCGAUCAAAUGGAAUUUACCAGUUGUCACGUGCGAAUGGCUAAGAGAAUGUCUCAAACAACGGGCCAACGUUCCAAUGGAAAAAUAUGCAGUGGCUGAUCCCAAGCGCACGGAGAAAGAAAAUAGUUCUGAUAACGCGGGCAGCGAACAGACUGAGAAAUUCGAAAAGUCUAACAAAGCAAGUGAUGACAAAACCACCGAUCCGAUACAACCGGCUGUAGAUGCUGACGAUGUAAAGGUGUCUGAAAACAAGAUUGCUAGUCCGAUGACACCGGCACAACAUCCCAGAGUCACAUCACUUAAGAGCGUUUUCCAUUUCCGAUCGCCUGGAAGUCCAAAAACACCAGAACGACGGCCGCCGUCGGAUGCAGUUAUAACACCAAUAACGGAGCUUGUCGAUUGUAUAGAGUCGCCGAGAGCUAGAAAGAUGAUUUACGAUAUGUACAAAGAAGCCGAUGAGGCCGAGACACCCUUGACCAAGCGUCGUAAAAGGGAAGAAGCGACUGACUCGCCACCACCCAGUUUAUCGAAAAUAUUGCCAAAUGUUUUCGAUAUCAUCGAUCGUAAUUUCGUUGAAGUGCCAAAGCCUCCAGACAGUACGCCAUUUGUGGAAUAUCGUAAGCGGAUGUACCGUAAAUUUCUCGGCAAAGACUACGACGGUACUCCGUUAAGAGCACCUAUUAAUCAGGGAAGUGAAAAAGAAAAUCCUCAAGAAAAUCACGAGAUAGCACCUCAGCCUGCUUCGACUGUGGUGGAACAGGAUAAUGCUACGGCCGGCCAAGAAAAGGGAAGCGGCGAUGGUGCUACUCAAGUUAUAAAUUUCAUGAAGGAAGUGGAGGGUAUCAAAAACCGUAGCAGUCGAACGUCCUGUCCAUCUACGCAGCAAAUGCCAACACAUGACUCACCGACAGAUGAAGAAGAAAAUCCGAAGGAACAACAUGACGAAAUGGUCGGUUGGAAUGACCCUCCUUGGGAGUCCGAGCGACAUGUAAAUGAAUCUCGUAGCACAUCCACCGUACCAAUGAGAUUCAGUUUGGGUGCUACAACGAUUGAUGCUGAGCUUAAAAAGAAAAUCGAGGCAUUGGGCGGAACGGUGUGUGAAGAGUCGUCAGCAUUUGAUCCGAGUUGCACACAUUUGAUAUGUUUGAAACUGAAUCAGAGCGAAAAGACUUUUUCAGUUAUAGCAUCUGGUCGCUGGCUGUUGUGUCCUGCUUACAUUGAAGACAGUUUCGCAGCUGGUCGUUUCUUGAAUGAGGAGGAAUACGAAUGGGGAAAUCCGAAGGCGGAUCCUAAACUCCCUAACGAUAUCGACGUGAAAACGAAAAAUAUUGCCAGAAUGAAUUACAAAUGGCGAACGGAGCUGAAAUUGAGAUCAGAGAAAGAGAACCGUAAGGUUGGCAUAUUCUCCAGCAUCCGUGCUAUUUUGCACACCAACCGAAAAGACAGUUUCAAAAGACUUCUUGAAGCCGGAUGCGGUGUGGUUGUUGAUCUGAAGCAGCCGUACACGAAACAAGAGGAUUUUCAGGGCAUCACCCAUUGUUUCGUCGACAAAAGAAUGGCUGAGAUGUCGACUGCUGAGAAAGGUGCAUUAAUAGCGGCUGGCGUCCAUAUAGUCACUAUGCUGUAUAUUCAAGCCUGCGUUGAACAAGAUGUCAUGCCCAAUGUUAAAGAUUUCGCAGCUCGAUGAUUUGAUGGUUUUUGUUUUGUUUCAAUUUUCACCGAAAAAAAUAAAUGAAUAAGAGCCUUCUUGCGGAGGCAAUACGUUUUCUAGUUAACAAAAA